AUGCAAAUUAUUAACCAAGGUGAUAAGUACAACCCGUACGCACCGUUUGGCGAUUUCCUGCAAGGCAAAUUACUAAAAUCAUCUCGCACCAUUGAUAAAACAUACGAUGAUUUUAAAGAAUAUUUGGACGAUAAGCAGAAUUUAGAGAAAACUUUCAAAGAAUUUAAGUACGAAUUCAACAAAUCGUAUGAAUCAAGCGAAGUGGACCGCCAGAGGGAACAGAUAUUCCGGGACAACAUGUUGCGAGUGUACGGACACAACUUGAAAGCUCUGGACGGCAAGUAUUCGUAUACAUUACGGGUCGGUGUGGACGCGGAUUUGACUCCUGACAAGUUUAGACAGAAUCACACGCGUUGUCCGUUCGCACUGAACCGACCCAUAGGUCACUCUAAGUCUCACUCGACUUCUGUUGACUCCCACACCGGCGAUAAGAGCGGUUAUUAUACGCUGAUAUACGGCGAGGGAGUGCUCAGCCACCCGUGUGAGGCCACUCGCAUGCAGUUAAAUGAUUACUAUCACACAGUUCUUGUGGUCGGUUACGGAUAUGACAAAGAGUUGGACAGACACUACUGGAUUGUCAAGAAUUCUUGGGGCGACCACUUGGGCGAAGGGGGUUACAUACGGUUGCAUCGUAACGCCACCACCAAGUGUCCACUGUUUGAGAUAUCAUUCCAACUGCCGUACAACACUGGCCAGUUUCCAGGUCCAACUUUGACCGCAUUUAAAGAGGACUGGGGAGACGGCGGGUUCAUCUAUAUGCGCAAGGAUGCCGGCAAUAGGUGCCAUGUUGCCGACCAUUGUGUCCAGAGACGAGGCCAUUAUUGGUAUUCUAGUGAUGAGGACAACCCGUACGCACCGUUUGGCGAUUUCUUGCAAGGCAAAUUACUAAAAUCAUCUCGCACCAUUGAUAAAACAUACGAUGAUUUUAAAAAAUAUUUGGACGAUAAGCAGAAUUUAGAGAAAACUUUCAAUGAAUUUAAGAACAAAUUCAGCAAAUCGUAUGAAUCGAGUGAAGUGGACCGCAAGAAGGAACAGAGAUUCCGGGACAACAUGUUGCGAGUGUACGGACACAACCUGAAAGCUCUGGACGGCAAGUAUUCGUAUACAUUACGGGUCAGUGGGUUCGCGGAUUUGACUCCUCAGGAGUUUAGACAGAAUCACACGAAUUGCACGUUCGUAAUGAACCGACCCAUUGCUUACUAUAAGUCUAACUCGGCUUCUGUUGACUCCCACACCGGCGAUAAGAGCUGGUCAGUUGAUUGGCGCGAUCAAGGAGGUAGUUGUGGAUCAUGUACAUUGUUUGCAAUGGCAGCACUGGUAGAGAGUUAUUGGGCCCGUAGUGGCCACGGAGUCACAACGCUUAGCACUCAACAAAUGCUCGACUGUUACCAUAACUCUUCCUGUCAAGGAAAAGGUAUAUGUGAUCGGGAAAGGGAGUCGAAACGAGUGGCGACAAUAGGAGAAGUGAGUGUAAACUAUCCUGAAAGCGAAGACUCGCUCAUGAGUCUCGUGCGCGAUAACGGUCCGGCUUUCGUGGUCGUACACACGGGCAUUGACUGGGAUAUAUACGGCCAGGGAGUGCUCACCCACCAGUGCGAAGCCAAAAGGAUACAGCGGAAUGAUUACGAUCACGCGGUUCUUGUGGUCGGUUACAGAUAUGAUAAAGAGCUGGACAGACACUACUGGAUCCUCAAGAACUCUUGGGGUGACACGUGGGGUGAAGGAGGUUACAUCCGGUUGCAUCGUAACACCAUCACAAAGUGUCCAUUGUUUCCAUUUUCAUACCAACUGCCGUACAACACUGGUCAGUCUCCGGGUCCAACUUUGACCGCAUUGAGAUUAGAGCAUAAACUGAAAUAUGAGCAAAAUCUGGGAUUUCUGAUUGUCAACCCUUUGUCCAGUUGUUGGUAUUCUAGUGAUAAGCAGAACCAUAAUAAAAGUACUGAAGGUGAUAUAAGUACUAAUAUCACUGAUAAGGACAACCCGUACGCACCGUUUGGCGAUUUCUUGCAAGGCAAAUUACUAAAAUCACCUCGCACCAUUAAUAAAACGCGUGAUGAUUUUAAAGAAUAUUUGGACGAUAAGCAGAAUUUAGAGAAAACUUUCAAUGAAUUUAAGAACAAAUUCAGCAAAUCGUAUGAAUCGAGUGAAGUGGACCGCAAGAAGGAACAGAGAUUCCGGGACAACAUGUUGCGAGUGUACGGACACAACCUGAAAGCUUUGGAUGGCAAGUAUUCGUAUACAUUACGGGUCAGUGAGUUCGCGGAUUUGACUCCUGAGGAGUUUAGAAAGAGACACACGAAUUGCACGUUCGUAAUGAACCGGCCCAUAGCUCACUAUCAGUCAAACUCGGUUUCUGUUGACCCCCACACCCGCGAUAAGAACUCGUCAUUCGAUUGGCGCGAUAAAGGAGUAAUUGGACCUGUGCAGGAUCAGGGUAGUUGUCGAUCCUGUGCAUUGUUCGCAAUGGCAGCACUGGUAGAGAGUUAUUGGGCCCGUAGUGGCCACGGAGUCACCGCACUUAGCCCGCAACAAUUGCUUGACUGUUACCCUGAGGCUUCAUGUAAAUGCGGAGUGAAAGUGGGACAAUAUCUCUCACUUUUAUCCUAUAUUCAGAAAAAUGGUUUGACAUCAUGGGAAAACUAUCCAUAUACUGCCGAGAAAGGUGUAUGUGAAAGGGAGUCAAAACCGGUGGCAACAAUUGGGGAGCCGAGAGAAGACUAUUUUGUAAGCCAGAACACUCUCAAGAGUUUCGUGCACGAUAACGGGCCAGCAGUUGUGGUCGUACACGUGGGCAUUGACUGGGGCAUAUACGCCCAGGGAGUGCUCACCCACCAGUGUGAAGCCAAAAGGAUUGAGUGGAAUGAUUAUAAUCACGCGGUUCUUGUGGUCGGUUACGGAUAUGAUAAAGAGCUGGACAGACAGUACUGGAUCGUCAAGAACUCUUGGGGUGACGCUUGGGGUGAAGGAGGUUACAUACGGUUGCCUCGUAACGCCCCCACAAAGUGUCCACAGUUUCCAGUAUCAUUCCAACUGCCGUACAACACUGGUCAAUCUCGGAGUCCCACUUUGGCCGCACUGUUUGUGUCUAUCAUCAUUGCCAUUCACUCUCUUUGAAAGUUUAUGAGUCUUAAGACGUGUUGAAUGAGCUGGCUCACAGCCAUACUCAACCAUUAUAAUUUGUUAUAAAACUAAUGUUACAAUAAUAUACCUUUAAAAAUUAAUUAAUCAACAUUUUAUUUUCUUACAACAGAUAAAAAAAAGUAGAUUUAGUAGUACUUUACUAAUAAUCUAGUAGAUUAGAACAUAAACCGAAAUAUGAGCAAG
This is a messenger RNA of Oppiella nova, 3327 nucleotides long. Lineage: Eukaryota; Metazoa; Arthropoda; Arachnida; Sarcoptiformes; Oppiidae. The record is from the annotation of a GenBank genome assembly.